Anthonomus grandis grandis is the source of this 4493-nucleotide messenger RNA. RefSeq lists its product as uncharacterized. Bases 283 to 3132 code for a protein of 949 amino acids. NCBI's taxonomy places the organism in Eukaryota, Metazoa, Arthropoda, Insecta, Coleoptera, Curculionidae. The record is from RefSeq and is a predicted model, not a curated record. The transcript is spliced from 20 exons.
AAUGACAACAGUGAAAAACUUUGAUGAUAAUGGUGGAUGGUGGAUGGCAAAAAUGUGAUUUAUCAGAUUAAAUACAAUUUUUGAAAACGUUUGUUAAUCAAUAAACAAUUCGCGUACAAGUAGGGCCGGCCCUAACGAUGUUGCAAACACUUUACUCUUGAGGUUCUUCUUUUCCUGUUGUUAUUUUUUUUCCUCUUAAUAUUGUUGAAGGUUUUAGUGUGUCAGACAAUUACUGUGAGUGAGUUUUCGCGGAAUAACGAGUUCGUCUUUCGUGUGUUGGAAAUGGCCCCAUUGCCCGAUAAUAAUAAAACCGAACAGGACAAUUUGGGCGACAAGUCAUCACAAAAAGAUGAGAAAAAAUUAUCAAACUUAAAUGAUCGAGAACUGAAAGCGUUACUGGACGAAGCAAUAAAUUACAAAAACCCCAAAGAUAGAGAAGGAAAAAGUGAACUUUUUAAUGAUCUUCUACUGGAGGCAGAAGAAAGCGAACGAAUAGCCCGUGCCACAUCAGCGGGUGGAUCGGAGCUGGUGCGACACUGCAACCAGCAGGCCCGCAGGCAAAGAGGCCACGGAGGGGGCCCGAGGGGGCGUCGCAGCGGCGGACCCACUGCGGGCCUGGGCAGGAGCGUUAGCGAACGGGGAACCCAUGGGGGUUCCUUGGAUAACUUGGCCAAAGAGGAACUGUAUGAGACGAGCAGGAGGUUGAGGGGCGUGAGGAAAUCUAGUACGAGCUCCAGCGGGGGAGCCUCGUCCGGGUUUUGCGGGAAUCAGGUGCGGGUCAGUGCCAGACAAAGGGAGGGGGGCAGUCUUCCCUGUAAUGUGAACUCGGGAGGGACCCCCAGGGACUUUAUGUUCUCGCAAGAGGAGUGCAAAAACAAGGAAAUGAAAGAGAGAGAGCACCCCGAGGACGUAGAGAAGGAGCGUCUGCUCGAGAACGACCUUCUUGCCAGGGGUUAUGAGGAGCGUUUAAUCGAUGGCGAACGGGCGUCAGGUAACGUGGAGACCCACAUAGUGACUGCCACCCCGAAGUACACCAGUAAGGCCACGUUGCAAAUUCAAUCCAAUCGUGUGACGGCCGUAGACGAGCCCAUACUCCUCGACCUGGACCCUCCUCAUCAGGAGAAGAAGAUCGUGGACGCGCAGUCGCUAAGUAACGCGGUCAACAGGAGCAAGUUCCAGGUGAUCAUCCCGGCUUAUCCGGCUGCCGGGAAAACGGUCGCGCUGGACGGUGGGGGGGAUAAGUUUUUCUAUUUUCAGAAAGUGGACGAGAACGGGAACGCCCUCCAUCAUCAUCAUCCUCAUCAUCAUCAGGCCAAAGAUCUUCAGAAGAAGAAGAAGAAACAGCAGACCGAUAAGAACGUCGUCGUUUUACGGUCGGAAAACAUCGAGGGCCACAAGUCCGAAAUAAUCCACAACGUGGACCGUCUGGUGCACUACAUCGAGGGUACCACCGAACUGAGAACCACCCGCGCGGUACAGUCGCGCGCAAAACAAUUGCAAAAGCAACACGUCACUGAGGAGGGGGGCGGAGGAGGAGGAACCACCGCCACCCCCACCACCACCACCUCCAACGUCAGAAACAGGAAAAAACAAAAGUCGAAAGAUUUGGAGGAGGAGGAGGAGGAGAAGGGGGAGGUUCGGUCCGAGCUUAAGAAGAGCAAUUCCCUCGGGGAAAUCUCCGGUAUUAAACUGGACCGACAGUUUAGUCCCUUUGGGGGUGGAAAAGUGAAAAAAGGGGAUGAGGAGGAGGAGGGUGGUGCUGCGGUGGUGGUGGUACUGAGGACCAACAAGUCGUUAACGGACAGGGCGAGGGAGCGCAGGUCCUGGGGUACCGUCGAGCCGCUGUACAGCGCCUCCUCGUUGGAACAUUUGGAAACCUCCACUGAUAACUGGGAGGUCACCAGACCGAAGAAGAAGAACAAAAAGCGACGAAACAGUGUGAGCAGUACGAGUAGCGUGAGACAAACGACGUCGUCGUCGAUCAGCGGCGUUUCGUCCCUGGUGAGUCCCGAUGAUGGUCGUGGCGCCCGGAGGGCCCGUUCGCCCAAUUUAGGUUCCGCGAUAGUCGGCGGUGCGUGUAACGUGAAGAAAACGAGGUCGAUGCCGCAUAGCGAAAGGAGUAACGACUCGUCAUCGGAUGUCGAUUCGGUGCAUUCGUUACCGUUGGACGGGCCGAUAUCUUAUGCCGAUAUAGUUGUUUCAGCUAAAAAUAGCGAAAAGAAGAAACCGAGCCCGGAAAAGCAACAGACGUCGAAUCCGGUGAACGCGGCGCCCGACGUGCACAACAUCAAGAGUUUCCCCGCGAUACCCGGGGGCGAAAAGGGCGACGACACCACUGUGAUGUCAUCCGUGGUCGAAACGUCGACCCCAGAGGGAAAACGUCCCGCCCACCCCAAAACGGUGAAAAAACCGACGCAGGGGGGCGCGAGGGGCGACGACGUCCCCGGCAACGACACAUCGUUCUUUUCGCAGUUAAUGCGGGAUUCGACGCUGCAGUACCGGUCGCAACGGAUGCCCCCGGACAUCGUGGACGUCUCGACUAUUGAAAAGAUGCAACUGAUGAACUGUCCCGGAAUAAUUGACAACUUUCCGGUUACACCUGUAACACCCGAUCCGCCACCCCCGCACCACCGCCCCCUGGGGGGGGCCUCCUCGGCCCCCUGUAAACGGAAAAAGGGGCCCGCGGCCUCCUCCGACCACAUCCACGUCAUACAAAACUGCGACGACGCGUCUAUCUGUGAUACUAGUUUCGACGAGACGAAGCGGGGCGGCGUCAGCACCAAUAAAAUGGUCAACGGAAUCUCCGGGGAGGACACGCCCCCCGCGGUGGUAAUUUUAUCAUCGGGGCCGACUAGGGACGCGCCCCCGCCCUCCGGUCUGGUCUUCGGUUUCGAUAUAAACGAGCAACUUUUACUGGAGGACAGCGAAGGACAAACGAGUAGUGAGAAUAAAAUCGGUGAUAUCAGCAUAGAACUGUUGGCCUCCCUCGGUGACAGGUGGGCCCAGAGAUACAAGCCCCCCACCCACGACGGGUUCACGAAGCAUAACCAUGACAAGAUCGUUCAGUUUAUUGCCGAAGCCUGGGAGGACGUACUGAACCAAAAAAUCCAGUACUACUCGCACGGUUUAUAAAAGAACCGACGCCGCCUCCACUCUACGUGUGCGUGCAAGUGAAACAAACAAUACGAAGUGCUUCGAUAUACAAAAAAAACAAAAUAUAUAUUUAUGUGGUUCUCGUAAACAUGCCGAGGAGUGCGUCUCAUACUAGUCAAAGGAAGUGGGCAUGCGCGGUUUAUUUAUUAAAUCGCGAACGUACUUAAGACGUUUUUUCAAUAAAAAAAAAUCCAGCGCCGGAGGGGAGGGGGGGGGGGGCGGGAAGGCCCUAUUAAUUUAUUAUUAUUGUUUUUUAGCUUAAGAAUGAUUAAAUAAAAAGUCGAUGUGACACAGGUCGGGUCGGAGGGCGGGCCUGUCGCCUCGCUCUUCCGCCUCGUUCUAUAACUCGGUUUUUACGGCCCGAAAACACGACGUUUCGGGGGAAAAGGUCACCGUCAGGUCGCACACUGAAUCGAUUUUUUUUUUUUCGACCUGCCUGACGAUGGUCCCCCCAGUUGGGAGAAACGCGCGUUAACUAGACUGGAAGUAUUCAUUUUUUUUUAUAUUUAAAUUGAAACGCCCAGUAAAACUUUCUUUUUUGUUUAAUUUGAAAAUUAAUAACCUUGUUAGGUCAAAAAAAUUCGACCUUGUCAAGGUCAUUCGUUCGGUUCAAAUGUCAUUUCGACCCCCCCCGGUAACGGGAGAGGGGGGACGACGACCUCGUCAAAGUCAUUAUGAAAAAAUACACAAAACAAAAAACUGGAUAGUGCCUCCUUGAGUAACUUUUGAAAAAUCAAAAGUUACCUCCUCGAAGGAGUUUAAACGCUUUCGGGCCGUAAAACUUGAGUUAUUUAGCAAACGUGCCAUCUACAUACCAACAAUUGAUUAAUUAAUUCAUUAAUCAGUCCACAUCGGUACGAUGCCGAUGGAGGUUAGAUCGGGUGAUCGGGAGGGCCCUAAAAAGUUCCCAUUGUUAUUUCAGGGUUUAGAUGGCACAGUUUUCAUGAGUGUCCGAGAGAGAAGAGAAAAAACAACAAAAAAAAAAAAAAAAAGAAGCAAAUAUUGUGAUCUUAUAUUAUAAGAUAAUUUAUGCUUUAUUAUAAUUUAGGCUGGAAAAAAAAAGAAGAAGAAUAAAGAUCGUUUGUAUAAUAAUAAUAUAAAUAGUGUACAAAAAUGUGUAUAUAAAAAAACAGAGUAAAAGUGAGGUUUACUCUCCUGAAAGAGAUUUUUUUGGGUUAAAUUACAUUAACGGGCUCGUUCAUUGCUAUUCGGGGUCAUUAAAACGUCCCCCGAGAUAUGCCGAUGCGUGAAAUCGGAAAAACGGAUUAUUUUUAUUUACAGAUUUUAUUGGUUUAAAAAUAAGAUUAUUAUUAAAAUUUGCUUUUUAGCUAUAAAUCUAA